This is a messenger RNA of Guyanagaster necrorhizus, 1848 nucleotides long. RefSeq lists its product as uncharacterized. Bases 15 to 1724 code for a protein of 569 amino acids. Gene Ontology annotation, cellular component: nucleolus. Gene Ontology annotation, molecular function: rRNA binding. NCBI's taxonomy places the organism in Eukaryota, Fungi, Basidiomycota, Agaricomycetes, Agaricales, Physalacriaceae. The transcript is spliced from 5 exons. Gene Ontology annotation, biological process: maturation of LSU-rRNA from tricistronic rRNA transcript (SSU-rRNA, 5.8S rRNA, LSU-rRNA). The record is from RefSeq and is a predicted model, not a curated record.
CUCGAGUUUUCACCAUGACCUUGGGUUCUUUACUUCUCCCCUCUUCCAGCAAGUCAAUUGAUAGAGAACUAGAUUCCCUAUUCCAAUCCAAUGCUACGAAACCCUCACUUAUAUCUGGGCCAUCGAAAAGUAAUGUGACGGAAGUGACCUCGAAGAGACGUAAAAACGAACAAGAAUCCGCCAUUUCUACUAAACGAUUCAAGGCUACUUCUUCCGAAUCCGUAAAGCAAGGCAAGACGUCGAAGCCAAUAAAAAAACAAAAGACUCUGAAGCAUACGACCAAAAUCGACACCGACGGUGAGAACGAUGGCGAGCUGGAGGAUGCAUACGCGAAGUUGAAAGAGGCCCAGAUUGAGAAGGACGGCGAAUCCGAGUCAGAUGAAGAUCCCUCGAAACUUGUUCACGAAUCGGUAGCUCAGAGUGGUCCUUCUGCUGGUCAUUCCAGUCAGAAGCGCAAGUUCGUGCCUUCGGACGAGACUCAGAUGCAGCGGGAUUUACGAACGAUCUUCGUCGGGAAUCUAUCUAUCGAAGUUGCUCAAAAAAAGUCUGCACUUAAACAGCUACAUCGACAUAUUAUUGGUCUCAUUUCCAACGCAAAAAUUGAAUCAACUCGUUUUCGUUCUGUAGCUUUUCAGACACCUACGUCCAAACUUCCUGAGGACGACACCUCUGAGAAGAAAGUGAAGGUACCAGGGAAGACAAAGCAAGGUAGAGAGCACGACAAGAAUCGUGCUUCGUCAUGGAGAGACAACGAAGAGGACUCCACUAAAAAUGACGAGAAGAAAUUCCUUACACCGAGCCAAAAGAAACGCAUUGCUUUCAUCAACCACGAUUUCCACUCCUCCGCCGACCUCACCAACGCUUACAUCGUUUUUGCGCACCCCGUUCCGUCCGAAAACAGACCGUCCAAUCUGCCUCCUUUGCCCUCUACGCUAGACCCAUACGAAGCGGCACGCUUAGCAGCGGACCUCUGUAAUGGCUCGACCUUCAUGGAUCGUGUUCUCCGCGUGGACCUCGUUGGUAGAAUGGACACGCACAGUCAUGGUGAUCCGUUUGACGGUGAUCCCAAGUCCUCAAUUUUCGUCGGCAAUUUGGAUUUUGGGAGCAAAGAGGACGAUCUUAGGGUGUUUUUUGAAACGCUUGUUACGGGAGAGCGUGGACUGCCCGCUGGUAAUGACGAACAGGAUGGAGAUGCGAAGAAGACGUCGACGUGGGUGACCAGGGUUCGAAUCGUUCGAGACAAGGAAACUCAGCUUGGGAAAGGAUUUGCAUACGUCCAAUUUGCUGACCGGCAAUGCGUCGAUGAGGUUCUAGCCUUGGAAGAAGCAAAGCUCAAAUUCGCCAAACGCACACUGCGUGUGCAACGCUGCAAGACGCUUCCAGGAAAGCGCCAAACCACUAGUUCGGUGUCCACGGGGACCAAGACCUCAGUCCAGCCGUCAAUACCCGCCGGUGACCCUUCGCUAGGCGAUAGGCUCGCUCAUCUCACCAAAGAGGCCCGCAAACAUGUCAAGUCCACGGAUGCCGACCGCGUGGCACGACGCUUGGCGAAGAAGAAAGCGAGGCUGUCUUUGGGUAAGGAGGGAGUAAAGAUGCACGGGAAAGAACGUGAAAGAUCACGAAAGAAGCCAUCAUCGGGUUCAUCUCGCAAAACAAGUUCUUCAAAAUCAGCGCGAGUGAGGAGUGAUAAGAGUAUCGCCAAGAAGAACAUGAAAAAGCAAUAAGGCAUUCAUUAUAUACUCUACACUGGUAGUGAAUGUAGUCUUAUUAUUGGUUCCGUGUGCGUCCCGGCUUAAGAUUUCCGCGCUGAGAUCAUUGGACUUGGUGGCGUCAAGAUUCUGUUGUUGU